AAGACAAUGAGUCCUCCGACAACAACAGUUCUGGAGAUGAGGAAAAUAACCGGCUGAAUGGAAACAACUCCGAUGGUGGCAACAUACGAGAAGGUACAACCGCUCCCCCUACUGCUACCGCUCAUUUGUCAUGCAAAAUCCCAAUAUAUGCAGUCGCUCUCGCUGCCUCAUAGUCAUAUCACUACAGUUUGCGUAACAAAUUCCGGAACAAGCCGAAACAGUACUACACUGGGCGCACCAAAUUUGUCAUGCGUAGGCUUUACGCGUGCUGGUGUUUGUAUUCGUAUUGCUGUACAUGCUAAAAAAAUGAUGGGGAGGCGGGGAAGUCCGAGUUGUGCAUCUUCAUACAAGAAUUCUGACGACGAGAACGAUAACGCGAACAAACCGAGGCUGGAGCAGAUCCAGGAGGAGGACUCCGCCGAAGUGGAACUGGAAGACGCGUCCGAGCAAUUCGCGAACGCUGGGGGGGCUGGCGGGUUAUCCGGG
Messenger RNA from Amoebophrya sp. A120, 486 nucleotides. The record is from the annotation of a GenBank genome assembly. NCBI's taxonomy places the organism in Eukaryota, Dinophyceae, Syndiniales, Amoebophryaceae.